Molecule: messenger RNA, 1377 nt
Organism: Rhopalosiphum padi (bird cherry-oat aphid)
Lineage: Eukaryota; Metazoa; Arthropoda; Insecta; Hemiptera; Aphididae
Exons: 1
Source: RefSeq, a predicted model, not a curated record
AUGGGGGGAACCCCUAACAUUGGCCUGCCCGUUAUCAAUUUUGAUAACGAACGCGAUGACGAUGAUGACGUAAAUUAUCAUAAUACUGAUAACAACCCAGAUAUUCGAAAUAAUAUUACGUUAAACACGCCGAAUAAUAACCGACAAAAUGAAAACGAGAAUCGUGAUGAUACUUUUAACACUGUAGCUGGCUCAUCUUAUAUUCGGCUCCCUCAUUCAAUCAAAAAUAAACAAGCGACGAUCAAUCCGCAAAAUAAUGAUCAGCAUUGUUUUAAAUGGUCCAUUCUGGCGAGGCACGUGACAGGUCCAAAUAAACAUCGUGUAGGCGAAAAUUAUUUCAGACAUGAAAACAAAUAUAAUUUUACAGGCUUAUCAUUCCCAACACCGUGGAGUGAGGUUAAAAUUUUUGAAAAAAAUAACCCGACAGUCUCUGUAAAUAUUUACGGAGUUAAAAAAAUAUCUCAGUCUUCGUCAAAAAAUCCGAAUCAUCACAUAUUUCCAUUAAAAGUAGUAUAUAAUGAAAAGCCGAGCAUUUCGACAUCAUUCUAUUCACUGCCGGAGAAAAAAAGUCACUACGUAUAUAUAUCUAAUUUUUCACGCUUAAUCCGCUCGCAAAUAACAUUACACGGUCAUUCAGUUUAUUUCUGCAAACGAUGUUUCACAUCGUUUGACAAACAAAAUUUAAAAUAUAAAUUAAGUGGGCAGCUAGCACUUCAGCAGCAUAAAUUAAUUUGCGGAUCUCAUAAACCUAUUCUACCCAUAAUGCCCGAUGUUGACACAUUGCUAGAAUUCGAUAAUUGGCAACAUGCUCAACGACACCCAUUCACUAUUUACGCGGAUUUUGAAGCUCUACUGGUGAAAACUAAUGAGAAAAGGGGGGAACACACGACUGUAAUACAUAACCACAAACCUAUGAGUUAUGGGUUUUUAGUUAAAGCGUCCGAAGAAGUUCCACUAGAGCUUAUCCAGCAAUUCAAUAUACCAACCGCGCCAGUUGUUUAUCGCGGUAGUGAUAGUCGGGAGGAUGUUGCCAGGCAUUUUCUCGAAAAUAUAGUUGAUGUAGGUCGUAAAAUUGAAGAAUUGCUAAAGACGAAUGUCCCUAUAGUUAUGAAUGACCGAGAUACGCGAAAACACAAUGAAAAUAAAAAUUGUAACUUUUGUAAACGCAGUUUCGACACAAACGAGAAAGUCCGCGACCAUUGUCAUCUUACUGGUAGAUUUAGACAAUCUUUAUGCUCUCGAUGUAAUUUAAAAUUAAAACAACCGAAAUUUGUCCCCUGUUUUUUCCACAAUUUAUCUAAUUAUGACGCCCACUUUAUUGUAACUGAAUUAGGCUAUGACGCUAAUAGUAUAAAAGUUAUUGCUAAUAGCGAAGAA